ACAUCUGAAACAGGAAAUGAAAUUAAACAGAGCUGGAGUCCAGUAUUUAGAGAGAGGGCUGACAGACUGUAGAGACUGUUCUGAUGAAGAUUCUGAUGAAGAUGAAGCUGCUUCACCUCCAUGUGAUGUUGGCUCUGAUGACAGCGGCGCUGCUCAUCUCUACAUCUGCUUAUCCGUCUGCUACAACUGCAUCGCCUCUGACCAUGGCAUCAUGGACCACCCCAGGAGCCUUGGGAACAAAUUUAAAUGGAAUGAUGGUCCAUUUGUCCUCUGGUAAAGGAGGAAUAUCCCUCUACUCCCCCGAUUUUACUCCUACAGCUACAUCCUGGCCUGUCCCUACUCCCUACAGGAGACACAGAUUCGGCUCUGCCAGACCAGCCUACAGGAGAUGGUGGGACAGUACUACCAGACCCUAUGUUCCCUACAAGAACAGGGGAUACCCCACCCCUAGGCCCUACACUCCCUACAAGAACAGGGGAUACCCAACCCCUAGGCCCUACACUCACUACAAGAACUGGGGAUACGCCACUACCCAGCCCUACAUUCCCUAUAAGAACCGGAACUGGGGAUACGCCACUACCCAGCCCUACAUUCCCUAUAAGAACUGGAACUGGGGAUACGCCACUACCCAGCCCUACAUUCCCUAUAAGAACUGGAACUGGGGAUACGCCACUACCCAGCCCUACAUUCCCUAUAAGAACCGGAACUGGGGAUACGCCACUACCCAGCCCUACAUUCCCUAUAAGAACUGGAACUGGGGAUACGCCACUACCCAGCCCUACAUUCCCUAUAAGAACUGGAACUGGGGAUACGCCACUACCCAGCCCUACAUUCCCUAUAAGAACUGGAACUGGGGAUACGCCACUACCCAGCCCUACAUUCCCUAUAAGAACCGGAACUGGGGAUACACCAACCCUAGGCCCUACACUCACUACAAGAACAGGGGAUACGCCACUACCCAGCCCUACAUUCCCUAUAAGAACUGGAACUGGGCAUACGCCACUACCCAGCCCUACAUUCCCUAUAAGAACCGGAACUGGGGAUACGCCACUACCCAGCCCUACAUUCCCUAUAAGAACCGGAACUGGGGAUACGCCACUACCCAGCCCUACAUUCCCUAUAAGAACCGGAACUGGGGAUACGCCACUACCCAGCCCUACAUUCCCUAUAAGAACCGGAACUGGGGAUACGCCACUACCCAGCCCUACAUUCCCUAUAAGAACCGGAACUGGGGAUACGCCACUACCCAGCCCUACAUUCCCUAUAAGAACCGGAACUGGGGAUACACCACCCCUAGGCCCUACACUCACUACAAGAACAGGGGAUACGCCACUACCCAGCCCUACAUUCCCUAUAAGAACUGGAACUGGGCAUACGCCACUACCCAGCCCUACAUUCCCUAUAAGAACCGGAACUGGGGAUACGCCACUACCCAGCCCUACAUUCCCUAUAAGAACCGGAACUGGGGAUACGCCACUACCCAGCCCUACAUUCCCUAUAAGAACCGGAACUGGGGAUACGCCACUACCCAGCCCUACAUUCCCUAUAAGAACCGGAACUGGGGAUACGCCACUACCCAGCCCUACAUUCCCUAUAAGAACCGGAACUGGGGAUACACCACCCCUAGGUCCUACACUCACUACAAGAACAGGGGAUACGCCACUACCCAGCCCUACAUUCCCUAUAAGAACCGGAACUGGGGAUACGCCACUACCCAGCCCUACAUUCCCUAUAAGAACCGGAACUGGGGAUACGCCACUACCCAGCCCUACAUUCCCUAUAAGAACCGGAACUGGGGAUACGCCACUACCCAGCCCUACAUUCCCUAUAAGAACCGGAACUGGGGAUACGCCACUACCCAGCCCUACAUUCCCUAUAAGAACCGGAACUGGGGAUACACCAACCCUAGGCCCUACAUUCCCUAUAAGAACCGGAACUGGGGAUACGCCACUACCCAGCCCUACAUUCCCUAUAAGAACCGGAACUGGGGAUACACCACUGCCCAGCCCUACACCACCUACCCUGCCCCCACGACCAGAGGUGUCUCGGUGUGUCUGCGUGUCCUUGGUGUUGGAUACACAGUCUUCACCCUCAGUCCAUCCACAACUCCUCUGACACUGAGAUACUAUGACAGUCAGCGUUACGCGCUCACCUACAGCAGGUACAGUCAGCACAACCUCAUACUGCAACAUAACAUAAGACUGUGGUCAAACAUGGAGCCAGAAAUCUGGACCCGACUCUGUGUAACUGUGGACGCCGUGAAGAACGUGGCCCAGAUAUUCAGCGGCCCUGACAUGAGCAUGAGGAGGAUGCUCAAGAUUCGGUACGUGUGGUCAGGUGAGCCCGUGAUUGAUAUUCCAGGUUUUGAAGGUCAGGUGACAGAUGUCCAGGUGUGGGAUUAUCCUCUCCACUAUAAAGAAGUCUUCAACUACAUGACCAGUGGAGCCCUCGGGUCGCACCCUGGAAACGUCCUCACCUGGUCGUCCAUCAGCUACUCUGCCAGAGGAUCCACGCUGUUGGAGGACGUUUAUGAGAAGCAGGCAAAGUAGCAAAUCAGCAGCCACAGAGGAAAAUGACGACACCCUAAAGGAGAGAAGAAGAGUCCUCAGAAGAGGAGAGAGAAAGAGAGAAUAAGAGUGUAAAUGGAAGCAUUAAGGAAGGAGAUUUAACUUCUGUUCUUUACUAAGCGGACAAAAAUCCUCAUCUGGAUAUAAAACCUGAGGAUUCAUUCGCAAGUUUUUUUUUUCAACUCUCAUUGUUCCAAAAUAAUAAUGCAUUAAAAACGACAUUGCUGUCAAUUAUUAGCAUGGUCAAGGCUGUAAUAUCUUCAUCACAAAUAUUUCACUCUGCACCUCAUUUUUGGAAAAUAUUGCUUAUUUUGUGUUUUUCCUGUUAAAAAAAUAAGGGGUUCUAAAGACGAAAAGACCAUAAAAGCAUGAAAAUUACUGAAAAAUUAUAAUAAAACUUAUAUGUAUGGAUAGGUCUGAAGUUAUUGGAAAGAUCUGAUGCAGUGAAAGUAAAAAAAAAAAAAAAGUAUUACAUUUUUAUAGCUCUUUUAUGAGACAGACCGUUUGUGUACAUGAGGUUGAAGAGUGUACAUUAUUCUUAAAAUUCUCAUUGUGCCAAAGAUAAUAUUGCAUUAAAAUCAAUACUGUUAUCAAUUA
Cheilinus undulatus (humphead wrasse) is the source of this 3164-nucleotide messenger RNA. Its product is annotated as ice nucleation protein InaA-like. NCBI's taxonomy places the organism in Eukaryota, Metazoa, Chordata, Actinopteri, Labriformes, Labridae. The coding region runs from base 84 to 2549 and encodes 821 amino acids. The record is from RefSeq and is a predicted model, not a curated record. The transcript is spliced from 6 exons.